Cajanus cajan (pigeon pea) is the source of this 1638-nucleotide messenger RNA. It is a transcript of the gene ACLA-3, whose product is annotated as ATP-citrate lyase A-3. The record is from RefSeq and is a predicted model, not a curated record. Gene Ontology annotation, molecular function: succinate-CoA ligase (ADP-forming) activity. Gene Ontology annotation, biological process: tricarboxylic acid cycle; succinyl-CoA metabolic process. Gene Ontology annotation, cellular component: succinate-CoA ligase complex. NCBI's taxonomy places the organism in Eukaryota, Viridiplantae, Streptophyta, Magnoliopsida, Fabales, Fabaceae.
GGAGCACAGCAUAAUUUGCGUUCACCCACUCACAGUGAGAGUGUAAUAAGAAUAAGAAGAAAGAGCAACCACUCCACUCCACGUUCAUUACUCCGAAUUCAUCAUCUUCGUUUGAAUUGAGAUCGUAAAUGGCGAGGAAGAAGAUCAGAGAGUAUCACUCGAAGAGGCUCCUCAAGGAGCACCUCAAACGCCUCGCCUCCAUCGACAUCCAAAUUCUAUCAGCUCAGGUAACCGAGUCAACGGACUUCACGGAGUUGACGAACGAGCAUCCAUGGCUUUCCUCCACCAAACUCGUCGUCAAGCCGGACAUGCUGUUCGGGAAGCGCGGCGCUCUCAAUUUGGACAUUGCGCAAGUCGCCGAGUUCGUCAAAGCGCGUCUCGGCGUCGAGGUUGAGAUGGGAGGUUGUAAGGCGCCUAUAACUACUUUCAUUGUUGAACCGUUUGUUCCUCACGACCAAGAGUAUUAUCUCUCCGUUGUUUCUGAGAGGCUGGGCUCCACCAUCAGCUUCUCCGAAUGCGGGGGCAUUGAAAUCGAAGAGAACUGGGAUAAGGUUAAAACUAUAUUCCUUCCGACAGAAAAGCCGCUGACUCCAGAGGCAUGUGCGCCGUUGAUUGCUACACUUCCUUUGGAGAUUCGCGGGAAAAUUGGUCAUUUCAUAAUGGGUGUGUUUGCUGUCUUCCAAGAUCUGGACUUCAGUUUUCUAGAGAUGAAUCCAUUUACACUGGUGAAUGAAAAGCCAUAUCCAUUGGAUAUGAGAGGGGAAUUGGAUGACACUGCUGCAUUCAAGAACUUCAACAAGUGGGGUAAUAUAGAGUUUCCGUUGCCUUUCGGAAGAGUUCUGAGCCCUACAGAAAGCUUUAUUCAUUCCUUGGAUGAUAAGACAAGUGCAUCAUUGAAAUUUACUGUAUUGAAUCCAAAAGGACGCAUCUGGACAAUGGUAGCAGGAGGCGGUGCAAGCGUAAUUUAUGCUGAUACUGUUGGAGAUUUAGGCUAUGCAUCAGAGCUUGGCAACUAUGCUGAGUAUAGUGGAGCUCCAAAUGAGGAGGAGGUGUUGCAGUAUGCGAGAGUCGUAAUUGAUUGUGCUACUGCGGAUCCUGAUGGCCGUAAGAGAGCCCUUCUUAUUGGAGGUGGCAUUGCAAACUUCACUGAUGUUGCUGCCACAUUUAGCGGGAUUAUUCGAGCCCUGAAAGAAAAGGAAUCAAAACUUAAAGCAGCGCGAAUGCACAUCUAUGUCAGAAGAGGUGGUCCAAACUAUCAGACUGGUUUGGCAAAGAUGCGUGCAUUGGGGGAGGAAUUGGGAGUACCAAUUCAGGUUUAUGGGCCGGAGGCUACAAUGACCGGCAUCUGCAAACAGGCUAUUGAUUGCAUCAUGUCUAAAGCAUAAAGCAGAGGUGGUGUUUGGAUGGAUACAAGUCUUUAGUCUGUACCAAGCAAGAAGGAGGAAUAAGAUCGAAGGGAGGAGGAUAAAUGUUGCAACCUUGAACUGUUCUUUUCUUCCUAUUGUGAUUUUAUUGUUAUAUUUUGACUGCAAUAUAGCUUAACAUUAUAAAAUCCUCAACAGUAAAUGUGAAAAUUGUGAUUGUCGUUGACAACUUUCCUUUAAAGUGCUAAAUUCCAUGUUUGAUUCUCUGUUUCAA